AUAGUAGCAUUUGAAACCGGUUUUGUACCACCAAAUAUAAAUUAUACAUCGCCACGGAAUGAUAUAGAUGCCUUGAUGAACGGAACUGUUCGUGUCAUCGAAGAAGCAAUGCCAAUUAAAAAUGGUUACGUCGGUAUCAAUGCUUUUGGCUUUGGAGGAGCUAAUGCUCAUAUGCUAUUAAAGUGGAAUCAGAAACAGAAAGUUAAUAAUAGCGCACCAGAUGAUGAUUUGCCAAGACUUGUAAUAUUAUCUGGACGUACUAAAGAAUCAGUGGAAUUGUUUUUAAAUGACAUUGCUAAUUAUCACAUAGAUGUAGAAUAUAUCCGUUUAUUAAACGAUGUCCAUGCAGAUAAUAUAGAUGGUCAUCCAUGGAGAGGGUACAUUAUUCUGAAUACUUUGCAACAAUAUUCAAUGAAAGAAAUUCAAAAUUGUAACAAUGUAAAAAGACCUGUUUGCUUUAUAUUUUCAGCUUUAGGAUCGCAAUGGUCAGGAAUGGGUCAAAAAUUAUUAAAAUUUCAAAUCUUCGCAAAUGCGAUAAGAAUGUGUGAUACUGUUUUAAAACCAUAUGGUGUAAGUGUCACAGACAUUUUGACAAGGAAAGAUAAAAAAGUGUUCAAAAACGCGUUAUACACGUUUCUCGGAAUUGUCGCUGUUCAGGUCGGUUUAGUAGAUCUCCUAACAUCCUUAGAAAUUAUUCCGGAUUACAUGAUUGGUCAUUCUGCUGGUGAACUGGGCUGCGCGUACGCAGAUAAAUGUCUCACUAUUAAACAAACUAUUUUAUCAGCAUAUUUCAUUGGUUUAGCUUGUACCGAAAAAAAUAUAAUUCAUAGCUCUAUGGCAGUUGUAAGUUUGGAUUACGAGAGUCUUAAAAAUAUUUGUUCAACGGAUAUUGAAAUAGUAUGUCAUAAUAGCGACAACAACAGCAUUGUGAGUGGACCUGCAGAAUCCGUUCAAAAAUUUAUAAAAAAAUUACAGGUUAAUAAUAUUUAUGUAAAAAAGAUCCACUGUAACGUGCCAUAUCACAGUUCUUACCUCGCAUCCGUUGAAUCUCAGCUUUUGUCUAAUUUGAACAAAAUAAUACUACGUCCGAAAAAACGAAGUCUGAAGUGGAUCAGCACUUCCAUACCUCGUGCCGAAUGGCACACUUUAGCAUCAAAAUUAUCAUCAGCGGACUAUCAUACGCGUAGUAUACUAAACACUGUUUUCUUUGAACAAGCAAGACAUCUUAUUCCAAGUAACGCUGUGACCAUCGAAAUCGCACCAUAUGGUGUUCUGCAGCAAGUUUUGGAAGAAUCCUUGAGUCCAGAAGUUACAAAUAUUUCAUUGACUCCAUGCAUUAAAUUAAACGACGACGAUGUAAUUUUUCAAGGAAUCGGAAAACUUUACAAUUGUGGCUUACAGCCGAAAAUUGCUAAUUUAUAUCCGCCAGUAACAUUGCCAGUUAGCCGAGGGACUCCUAUGAUCUCCCCAUCGAUCAGAUGGAAUCAUUCCGAAGAUUGGUUUGUACCGAAUUUUGAAGAUUGGUUUGUACCGGUUACGACAUCCAGAGAAAGAUCAGUUGAAAUCUUAGUAGAUAAUGAAGAGUACAAGUAUAUUAGCGGUCAUGUAAUUGAUGGAAGAAAUUUGCUACCCGCGACUGGUUAUCUCGCACUCGUCUGGCAAACUAUCGGCAUGAUAAAAGAACGAAUGUAUACAACAAUACCUAUAGUAUUUCAAGAUGUAAACUUUAUUCGCGCUACUCAAUUAUUUAAAAAUAAGGUUGUAAAAUUGACAAUUUCGAUUCAGAAAGGUGGUAAGUUUGAAAUAACUGAAGGAGACAGUGUUGUUGUGACAGGUAUAGUGCACGAGACACCGAAUUUAGAACUAGAAAUGACCCCGACAGAUCUAUUACCGGAGAACAAUGAUGAAGAAGAACAUAUGACCGCACGAGAUAUCUACAAGGAGUUGAAACUGCGCGGGUACCAGUAUAGCGACUUGUUUCGUGGAUUACAGAGUGCAUCUAUUUCAGGAAGAAAAGGACAUAUUAUUUGGAAAAACAAUUGGGCAACAUUUAUAGAUAAUAUGUUACAGAUGCAUAUUUUCGGUUAUGAUACUAGGAAUUUAUACGUUCCUACAAAUAUUCAGAAAUUGGCGAUCAAUCCUGAGCUUCAUGCAAUGAAGUUACAAGACGCUGACGACUUAGAAGCUACGAUAAACAAUGAUAAACAAUUACCAAUACGAGUAUACAAAGAGCUCGAUACAAUUAUAGCUGGCGGAAUAGAGAUUCGAGGAAUUAAAGCUUCUCAGAUCAAUCGCCGAAAAUUAGCCCAGGAUGCAGUUAUCGAGGAACACAUAUUUAUAGCUCACUAUGAUCGUGCUGAGAUUUCUUUAAAUGAAGCAAUUCGAAUAUCGGCGCAACUCGUACUGGAAGAUCAUCAAAUCAUCAAAGUAAAAGCCAUCGAGCUGGUGGAAGAUGAUGAUGAUAUUUCAUUAGAAUAUCUCUCAUCUUCAUUGCUUAUUGAAGCAUUUAAUGACAUGCCAUUGAUACAAACGAAUAUUACUCUAUUAACAUCGCCGAAUCGAUUUAAUUCAUCAGAUUUACAAAUACCACAAAACAUUUCAAUCGCAGAUUUAAACAAAGCGUAUAAAGAUGACAAUGUUUUAAUAGUUGCCGGGUUUAAUCUUUUGACCAAACGACAAACCUCAUUAGAGCGACUUAUGCCGUUUUUGAAAGAAGGUGGCUAUUUACUGACGCGUGAGAAAUGCGAUGUAACUGACUAUACAAAAUAUUUGCAGCAAUACGAAUUAAAUGUCAUUCUUGAGAAGCGUACGGAUAAAGAAACUAUUGUGCUAUUAAAGAGAAAAGUUUUGAUAGAAAAAAGAAUUGUUGUUUAUAUAAAUAAUAAUAACUUUAAUUGGCUCGAGGAUCUAAAGUCGCUUGUGAGUGAUGAGAAUAAACUCGAAAAGAACAGUAGAAUUAUAAUUGUUGGAGAGAAAGACCUUGAAUGCGGUUUGCUGGGUUUCAUGAAUUGCUUGAGAAAGGAACCAGGCGGAGAAUUUGUUAGGAGUAUGUUUAUUCAAGAUAAGGAGGCUCCUAAAUUUUCUUUACAAAAUUCCUUCUAUUUAGAGCAGCUGCAAAAAGAUAUGACCGUUAAUGUAUUGCGACCUAAUGAGACCUGGGGAUCGUAUAGGCAUUUAAGAUUACCACAACUGGAAACUAAACCUGUGCCUACCGCUCAUGUCUACCAAAGGAUUCGCGGUGAUCUAAGCACAUUCUGUUGGAUAGAAAAUAAUCGGUCUGUUGAGUUUCGCCGUGAAAAUUUAGUGUAUGUGAUUUAUUCAUCACUCAAUUUCAGAGAUGUAAUGAUUACGACUGGAAAAUUAGUACUUAAUCAUACGAUUUCGCUAGGGCGGUUGUUUCAAUAUAUGCCCUUGGGACUGGAAUACGUAGGAUUCGAUAUCAACGGCCAACGUGUAAUGGGACUUAAUGACACUGAUUGUAUAGCGAACGUUGUUGUAAAAGAUAAAUACUUCCAGUGGAAAAUACCUGAUGCAUGGACAUUCGAAGAGGCGGCGACAGUUCCAUGCGUUUACAGCACGGUUUAUCUUGCUCUAUAUAUUUAUGGAAAAAUGAAGAAAGGCGAUAAAAUACUUAUACAUUCAGGUACUGGCGGCAUUGGACAAUUUUCCACAAAUUAUCGGGCUAUGACGCGCAUUUUAUUAUCAAAGAAACAGCUACCGCAUACGAUGGUAACUUCGAGUCUCGAAAAAUUGGCAUCUUAUCUCGCGAAAGAUAAACUACAAAUAAUGCAACGUGGAUUUUGUAAUUUAUCGGCUGAACAUUUCGAUCUACUGACGCGAAAAGGUGUGUUUCCGUACGAGUACAUUGACUGCUUUGAAAAGUUGGAGGAUACACAUUUACCCCCGCGCGAAUCGUUUUAUAGUUCGUUAACGGGCGGUGCUGUAUCCGAGAACGAUUACGCGCAUGCUGUCAACGUGUGGGAGCGAUUUUCCAUCCGAUCGCUCGGCGAGUACAGCGAUUUGUACUUAAAAACUGAUGUCUUGUUGCUAGCUGAUAUAUUUGAAAAUUUUCGCGAUAGCUGUGUCGCGAGUUAUGGACUCGAUCCCGCGCAUUAUUAUACUCUACCCGGUUUUACGUGGGACGCCAUGCUGAAAUAUACUCGUAUUAAAUUCGAACUUCUCACGGACAUUGACAUGGUCAUGUUUGUCGAACGCGGUAUACGCGGCAGCCUGAGUCAAUGUUCCAACAGAUACGCGCGGGCUAACAACAAGCACAUGCAGUCGUAUGAUCCAUCGAAACCGUCGUCGUACUUAAUGUACUUCGACGUAAAUAAUCUGUACGGCUGGGCAAUGUGUCAACCAUUGCCAACACUUGCUAAUAACGAAUUCGAGAAAAAUUUAUACAAAUUAAUGAAUAACGCGGUAUUUGGUAAAACCAUGGAGAAUGUGCGCAAUCAUGUUGAUGUGCGAUUAUUAACAAAAUGGGAAGGAUACGACGCGGAGGCAAUGAUCGCGAAGCCGAAUUUUCAUAGCCGAAGCGUUUUUUCAGAGAAUCUUGUUGCGAUAGAAAUGCGUAAACUCGAAGUAAUGGUCAAUAAACCUAUUUACGUGGAUGGUAAAAAAGAUACAAAAAAGAUUGAAGGUGUUAAGAGCAACGUCGUAGCAAAGAUGAUAACGUUCGAUGAUUACAUGCAAUGUCUGCUGGACGAAACCGAAAUGACGCGAAAACAGUCUUGCAUAAGAUCCAAGCUGCACGAGGUGUAUACUAUAUCCGAAAAGAAAAUUGCUCUAAACUUAAAAGACGUGAAACUUGUAAGUCGGAAUGCGGCUUUAGCCGAACUUGGAAUGGACUCUAUGAUGGCCGUUGAAAUCAAGCAAACUCUUGAACGAGAAUUUGAUAUUUUUCUCACUGCACAAGAAAUAAGAAAUCUUACUUUUGCGAAACUCAUGAAUAUGUCUGAUGGAAACGUCAGUGACGAUACUAUCCAUAACAAAAAGAAACUCGACACAGAGGAGUCAAAUAUGGGAUAUCUAUUUGGUAUUCUAAAAAAUGAAGAUUUUAUUUCACAAACCUGCUUUGAUCUCCCUACUAAAAGAGAGAAAGCUACAACUGAAGUAUUUCUUAUACCAGGUAUCGAUGGAUGUGUAACUGUAUUUAAUCGUUUAGCACCAGAUAUUAAAUUUUCAGCAAUGGCCUUGCAUUAUAAUACAAACAACAUCGAUUCUACAACAAACGUUUUAUCUGAAACUACCGAUCAUCUUACAAACCAUAUAUUACCGAAACUAAGAGAUGGAAAAGAUUUUGUAAUAGUAGGAUACUCCUUUGGAGCUAUUAUCGCAUUUGAAUUAACAAAAAAAUUGGAAGCUAUGAAUUUUAAAGGCCGACUAGUUCUCAUCGACGGCGCUCCUGAACAAAUACGAAUAAUAUACAAACAUUUUGUAGAUUUUGACGAUGCAGACCUUCAAAUUGCUACCCUAACUAAUAUUAUGGAAAUAUAUACAGCCGGAAGUAGUGAAAAAAUUCUAAUGGAACUGAAGGAAUGCAAUACCUGGGAAGAGAGAUAUAAUAUUUUUGCUAAGCAAUUUUUGGCCGUGAACACGGUACUUUCACCUGCAAAUUUAAAGAUGCUGUGUUUAACAUUUUAUAAACACCUAUCCGCUAUUCGUCAAUAUGAUCCUUCUACGUUGCUGCCUAUUAAAUCUCCUAUAAUAUUGCUAAAACCUACAAACACCAUGCACAUAUCCAAGAUUGAAGAGGAUUAUGGUUUGCAGAAGAUAACUGAAAAUGUGGUGAAAGUACAUUGCAUCGAGGGUACGCAUACGACGAUCUUGAAAAACAAGGAAGUGAUAGCUGCAAUUAACGGAGAUCCACCAUUUAUGAUUUAAUGUUUUUCUAUAAUUUAAAAAUUACAAUUACAAAUUCAAAUU
This is a messenger RNA of Wasmannia auropunctata (little fire ant), 5928 nucleotides long. RefSeq names its product fatty acid synthase-like. Gene Ontology annotation, biological process: fatty acid biosynthetic process. The transcript has 18 exons. The record is from RefSeq and is a predicted model, not a curated record. Gene Ontology annotation, molecular function: fatty acid synthase activity; oxidoreductase activity. Bases 76 to 5886 code for a protein of 1936 amino acids. Lineage: Eukaryota; Metazoa; Arthropoda; Insecta; Hymenoptera; Formicidae.